CUGCCAUCCGACCGCUCUCCACAUAAGUAAUGGGUCUGUUGCGACCUUCUUCUUGCACCUAGUGAUGUCUGAUUCCCGUGAGAAAGUUCUUUCGUUACAUCUCAGAACGCUAUCCACUCACCUCGCAACUCAUCCAAGAGAAUAAGAUUCCCGAAUUUGGUGCGUCUCCUCGGUGAUAUUGUAAAAACGCUCUCAAUGCAUGGGGCAGACAAUUUGUAUCUUGACUUCAAUGGGAUCAUUCAUAACUGCUCACAUCCAAACGACGAGGAUGCUCAUUUCCGGCUGUCCGAAGAGCAGAUAUUCACCUCAAUCUUUGGAUACGUCGAUCACCUAUUUGGGAAGAUCAAGCCCAAGAAGCUCUUUUUCAUGGCGGUUGACGGCGUCGCUCCUCGAGCCAAGAUGAAUCAACAACGCAGCCGGCGUUUCAGGACAGCAAAGGAGGCAAAGGACGUCCGGGAGAAAGCGGAGGCGAGAGGGGAGCAGUUGCCUGCAGAGAAGCCAUUCGACAGUAACUGCAUCACGCCUGGCACACCUUUCAUGGUUCGACUGUCUGAGCAGCUGCGCUACUUCGUUAACAAGAAGAUCACGGAGGAUUCGGAUUGGCGGGACGUCGAAGUGGUGCUUUCUGGGCACGAAGUUCCAGGAGAGGGCGAGCAUAAGAUCAUGGAGUACAUCCGACAUUCUCGAGCUCAACCGGACUAUAACCCCAAUGUUCGGCACUGCAUGUAUGGGCUCGACGCGGACCUUAUCAUGCUCAGUCUGCUCAGCCACGAUCCGCACUUCUGUCUCCUUCGGGAGGAAGUCAAGUUUGGGCCAGCGCGUAAACGGGGGAACACUUCUCUCGAGGCCACCAACUUCUAUCUACUGCAUCUUUCGCUUCUUCGCGAGUACCUUGACCUCGAGUUCCGCGAUAUCGAGUCGCUGCUUCCGUUCAAGUACAGUCUGGAGCGCGUGCUCGAUGACUUCAUUCUUCUCGCCGCCUUUGUCGGCAACGAUUUCCUUCCUCAUCUUCCCGAUCUACAUAUCCACGAGAACGGGUUAGAGCGACUGUUCGAUGUGUACAAGAAGGUCCUGCCAGGGUUGGACGGGUACAUCAACGUGAACGGGACGAUCAGUGUGAAGAGGUUGCAGAUUGUGCUGGACGAGAUGGCUCUGUGGGAGCAGGAUGUUUUCGAGAAGGAGUACGCUGAUGUCAAUUGGUUCAAGGGAAAGCAGGCCAAGCAUGUGAACGAAAUGGAGCUGGCGAGGAAACGAGGAAAGCUGGUCCUCACGGUGUCUCAGCGCGAGAUAUUCGAUAAAGUCAAGACUUUUGUAUUGACGAAGAAGUCCAAGACUACUGUCCUCUCCAUGAGAAACGAAUUCCCUGCGCGAGAUCGCAAGUUCAUAUCAACUUUAGGCGAGGAUCUGCACCUAGGACUCCGAUGGGAUGAGUUCGACGACGAGGAUAGAAACUUGGUCACGUGGCGCUUCCCAAGUGCAGUAACGGAAGAGGGCGACAGUGAGGAGAGUGCAAAGGUGCCGGACGGGAAUGAUGCAGAGUGGGAGGACGUCGAUGAUGACGAAGAAGACCCGGAGAGCUUGGCUGCAAUCGAGCGAGUGUUGCGCAAGUACGACAAGGCUCCGGUCAUGGAUGACGACGAAGAUGGAGGAUUUGAAGCUCGACAUGCACGAUCUGUCAGGGAAAAAAUGGACGAGUGGAAGCGCGGUUACUACCAGGGCAAGCUUGAGAUCUCGUACGAUGACCCCAAAGCCAUGGGUGCUUUGAUGUAUCGUUACGUGGAAGGGCUACAAUGGGUCAUGCACUACUACUAUAGUGGCGUUGCAUCGUGGGGUUGGUUUUACGACUAUCACUACGCACCCAGGAUAUCAGACUUGCGACACGUCGCUGACAUGGAGUUCAGCUUUGAGCUCGGUGCUCCCUUCAAGCCCUUUGAACAACUGAUGGGCGUGCUCCCCGUCGCCAGCAAAGACCACAUACCUGUCGCGUAUCAGGAUUUAAUGUACAACCCGACCUCACCCAUCCUUGACUUCUAUCCGCUUGAGUUCGAGCAGGAUCUGAAUGGGAAGAAACAGGACUGGGAGGCUGUCGUUAAAAUUCCCUUCAUAGAUGGCGAUCGGCUGCUGACGGCGAUGAAAACCCGAGAGCAUCGGCUGAGUGAUGACGAGAAGCGACGCAACACUUUCGGUGCGAGCGUGAAGUUCAGCUUCAACCACGGAGAGCCCACCCUUUAUCCUUCAUCCUUGCCCGGAUUCUUUCCGCCGCUGUAUAGGUGCUCUUGCAUCAUGGAGACCUUUGAUCUGCCGACCCUUGAUGGUCUACAUCUCGUAGAGGGUCUUUGUGAUGGUGUCUUCCUCGGCGCCGACGCGCUUGCUGGGUUCCCUUCGCUUAAGACGCUUCCGCACUCCGCCUCUCUCGGAUUUCACGGUGUUAACGUCCAUGGAUCUGAGAGUCGAAACAAGUCGAUGAUCGUACAUAUCCAGAACCCGCACGAGGAAAAGAAUCUGCAGCAGAUCGGCGAAGAGAUGGUCGGGAAGCGGACCUUCGUCGGGUGGCCGUUCUUACAGGAAGGGCUGGUCGUGGCGCUAUCGGACUCGUUGUUCAAGUAUGAGAAGAUGGCCAUCGUGCACGGUGGCCCUGCCAAAAUUGUCUCGACGCCUCAUGCGCCAAGUGCAUUGGGGCACUGGAAAUCAAAGGCAGAGCGGAUCGAACAAACUUACUCGAAGCGAAUGGGUGUGGUCACGGGAAAUGUAGAUGUGCUGCUGCAUGUCAGGCCUUUGAAAGGCAUGAAACGGCUAGAAUCCGGCGCGCUUGUGAAAGACUACGAAGGAGCAGACAAAGAGCAGGAGCAUGCUGUCCAGAUGACGCUGUCAGAAGUUGCGUCUGAAGACCCGCGAUUUCUUGAGCGAGCGGCUCCGCCUCUGGCCGAGGAGUUCCCUGAAGGCAGCAAAAUCUUCUUCUUGGGCGAACACGCAUAUGGCGUCGCUGCCCAGGUGUCAGCAACCACGGAUAAAACGCUCUCCGUUGUGUUGGCGUUCUUCCCCACCGAGAAGGCAGAGAAUGAGCGCUUCAAGACUGUGGUCGAUCAACGCCACGCCGUAGCGUAUCUACCUUCGUUUAGGGUGGCUGACCAGUUGGGUGUAUCGAGCCGGGCGGUGUCCAAGAUCACGAGCAGUUUUUUGGUCAUCACUGCAGAUGGCGCCAAAGUCAACCUGGGAUUGAGUCUCAAAUUCGAGGGCAAAGGGAUGAAGGUCAUCGAUUACUCUCGUAAGGGAGUGAGAGGCUGGGAGUUCAGCGACAAAGCAGUUGCGUUGCUGAAAGAAUAUCUGACCACUUUCCCCGACUUGUUCUUGUCGCUGGAUCUCCCGGGCGAUGCAAUUGCCAAAGCGAGCGAAAUCUUUCGGAAAGGGGAUGCUGACCAGCGAGUCAAGGAGGCCAAAGCUUGGCUCAAAGGCAAAGGGGUCAGGGAUUUAGAGCCUGUCUCGCUGUACUGUGACCAGUUGGGCAAGGACUCGGUGACGGAGAUCGAGAAACUGGCGGACUCAUUCACAGAAUCCAAGUCUACCCAGGGAAUCAAGAAAGCCAUCGUGAAAGGCAUUCCUCGGCAAGCCGUGUUGAAGCCGAGCCACGCUGUGUAUCGCUUACAGAACCAGCGAUUUGCGCUCGGAGACCGAGUUGUGAUGGUCCAGGACUCAGGGAGCGUGCCCUUGUCGGUGAAAGGCGUGGUGAUUGGGCUCAAUGCAAAAUCCAUGGAUGUGGUCUGGGAUGUGCCGUUCAUGGGAGGCGGAACACUGGGUGAUCGUUGCUCGAUGUACCGAGGCUCGAGCGUGGAAUUCAAUACAUGCUUGAAUCUGUCACAACCGCAAUAUGUCACGUCGACGAAUCCUGCUCCUCCUCCCUAUCGACAAGUACACCAGCAUCCCCAUCAACAGCAACAGGCACAUGGCGCAGCCACUCAAUUCCGUCCUACUCCUGUUGCCAUCAUGGCCAACCCGAACAGAGGCAGAGGGGGAUUUACUCCCCCUGCUGCUGCUGCUGCACCGGCUGCUGCCACCUCAAACGUCCAUCCUGUUCCCAACCGCGGACGAGGCCGAGGUGGACCCUUCAUUUCAGGACCCCCCGCCUCAAAUGGUCUCCCACCUAGGGGUCGUGGUGGUUUCCUGCCUGACCGAGCGAGAGGGCGAGGUGGCUUCCGUGGUGGAAGAGCUAGAGGAUCAUUUGCGCCAACGAUGGCUUCGUAAUGUAUGUAACACGAAAACGGCGUCUGUAUUUACAAGUGUAUGAACAUGUUCGUAUCCGUGGCCCGAUGCUCCAGCUGUGCUACCAAUCAACUUA
This is a messenger RNA of Mycena citricolor, 4333 nucleotides long. The record is from the annotation of a GenBank genome assembly. NCBI's taxonomy places the organism in Eukaryota, Fungi, Basidiomycota, Agaricomycetes, Agaricales, Mycenaceae.